This is a messenger RNA of Harmonia axyridis, 1870 nucleotides long. Its product is annotated as nudC domain-containing protein 1. Lineage: Eukaryota; Metazoa; Arthropoda; Insecta; Coleoptera; Coccinellidae. The transcript has 4 exons. The record is from RefSeq and is a predicted model, not a curated record. The coding region runs from base 112 to 1794 and encodes 560 amino acids.
UCUUGACAGAUUUAACCUAAAAAAAAUAACAAAUUUGGCGAUAGUAAAUUUUUAGACUUAAUGUUCGUUGAUAGGUUUUAGGUUUUACUCACAAUAUUGUUCUUUAUUGAAAUGGAACCACAGUUCAUAGACCCUGUUCCAGAUAAAAAUCUACUAGAUUAUAAUUUUGAAGGCUAUAGAGUAUCUCUUAAAAACACCAAAAUUGAAUCAGUUGAACUCGUCAACCCAGUUCUGAUAGUACGACCAAACCGUAAAAGAUAUUCUCUCCUUCAUGCCCGAAUAUUCGAUCUACACAAUUAUAUAAUUGGAGACAGAUCAAACUCCUCUGAACAUAUUUAUUACAUCGAUAAAACCAGAAGUGUAAGAAAGGCAAAGUAUGAUGCAAUUAUCCGUAAAAUAGAAUUCUGUAAACUGUGGACUUUUCCUGAUCAAGAAGAAGUAAUAUGUAAAGAUAGCAAUACUUACAACCCUACUAUAAAAUUCGUUUCUGAUAAUUUAGCAAUUGCAAGCGAUGGUAUUAAAACCUUUUUCUUAUUAGAAACGGGUGAUAGAAAUUCCGGUGUUAAAUGGAAAACUCUUCACUCAGAAGAAUUGCUUCAAGGUAAAGGUUUUUUCAUUCAAGACGCUGUAUUGAAAGACCUAGAAUUGCAUGCUUUAUUAUGUAGUAUCGAACAUGGUCCCAAAAGAACAUAUCUUGCUGUCCAUUGGAUAACGCUGAUAAAUGAAAGCAAUAUUUGGAGACAAAAAUCUUUAAAAGAACUAACUGUCGAAGGUGAUUGUGGUUAUAUAUAUUUAGAGAGGAGUUGUGAAGCGAUUUAUGUUGCAAGUACCACUAGUUGUAAGUUUGUUUUUGAUUCUGAAAAUAUAAUAAUGGAUACAGGUGAUGAAAAAAGAGAUCACAUUACAAAGCUCGAUUUUAAAUGGAGUCAAGAUUCAAAGUACGUAGCAGUUCAUUUCUUAAUGCCAGAUGAUAUUAAAAAGGAAGAUGUAAAUGUUAAUUGCACAGGCUCUUAUAUCACAGUGCAACAUAAAAACACAAGACUUAUUGAUGGUGCCUUGUAUUCAGUUGUACAUUCGUACUUAACAACUAUGUCCGUUUCCAAGAAUUUGCUGGAACUCACUUUUGCAAAAGUUGAAGAAGGAGAUGAAUGGUCAAGCUUGCUCAGAGACUAUGACACGGGCCGACAAUAUGUUGGAGGUAUUGGAGAUAAUUUGGAUGAUUCGAGUGAUGACAUGGAUGACCUAGAGCAAGAAUUUGUAUUCAAUCGAGACCCAGUCGAACAAUGCGACUAUACAAACAGUGAACAUCAAAUUUUGGAGAGACUAUGUGCGACUUCUCAUAACAUAACUCAUAGGUGGAGUUUAGGUGUAAGUCCAGUUAUCAUUACUAUGGAACCGGAAGACAGAUAUCCUCCCAGCUUCGGAGUACAAUAUGAUGUCGAUGUUUGCAUCUGGCAACCUCGUUGUGAAUCCAACAGUAUUGAACUGAAACACAAUGCGACACUUCUCGCUUUAGGUUACAUUCAGUCUACAACAGAAAGAAAAAAGUUUAUGAGCUGUCCGUCAAACUAUGAAUUUACAGUAAUUUGUGAUAUGAGUAGGCACAUUUUCUUAUACCGCCAAGAUAGAAUUAUGGAAGCAAGUGAAUUGAUAAAUCGUAGAACAGGAGCUAGACCCAAAAGAGCUGAACAGAGAUCCCUAACCGCUUUAUCUGACGAUGUCCUCGGUGUAUAUGCUGUGCCUUUGGGGAUCUAUAUUCUAGGGGAAACGUAUUUGAUGUAUAUUGAAGCUUAAAGUUUGUGUAUUAUGUUUUUGUUUUUUUUUUUUUGAAAUUUAAAAAUGAAAUAAAGUUUACUAUUUAGCUAUAAAA